UGUGACCUCUGCUAUUCCACAGCAGUUGGACCCAAGAUGCUGGUCGACAUAUUUGACAAGAACAAAUCAGUUCCAUUCUUUGCAUGUGCUCUGCAGUUCUUGACCUUCUGUAUCUUUGCUGAUUCUGAAUGUCUGUUGCUGGCAGUGAUGGCCUUUGAUAGGUAUAAAGCCAUCAGCAACCCAUUGCGAUAUGCAGUAGACAUGUCCACUAAGGUGUAUUCACUGCUCAUGGCUGGCGUUUACCUUGUAGGCCUGACAGAUACUUUGAUACACACAACAUUAACAUUCCGCUUAUGUUUCUGUGGGUCUAAGGAGAUUAAUCAUUUCUUCUGUGAUUUACCUGCACUUUUCCUCCUUUCCUGUUCUGAUAUACAAAUCAAUGAGCUGGUACUGUUCACCAUUUUUGGAUUCAUUGAACUGAGUACCAUUUCCAUAGUCCUUGUCUCUUAUGGCUACAUCAUCUCAUCAGUCUUAAAGAUCCGCUCUGCGGAGGGGAGGCUCAAAGCUUUCUCCACCUGUACCUCCCACUUAACUGUAGUUAUAAUUCUCCAGGGCACUUUGCUCUUCAUGAAUUUCCGACCGAGUUCUGCCUACUCUCUAGAUGAAGACAAAAUGACCUCACUGUUCUACACCCUUGUGACUCCCAUGCUGAAUCCUCUGAUUUAUAGCCUACAGAACAAAGAUGUGAAAGUGAGCAUGAAAAAACUGAAAAAUAAAGUUUUAUUCUAA
Molecule: messenger RNA, 729 nt
Organism: Ictidomys tridecemlineatus (thirteen-lined ground squirrel)
Lineage: Eukaryota; Metazoa; Chordata; Mammalia; Rodentia; Sciuridae
Product: olfactory receptor 5W2
Biological process (GO): G protein-coupled receptor signaling pathway
Cellular component (GO): membrane
Molecular function (GO): olfactory receptor activity; G protein-coupled receptor activity
Source: RefSeq, a predicted model, not a curated record